CGGAAGUGCAGCGUGCGUGGUUGAUGUGCGCGUGCCGUGGAAGCGAAUUACCUGCGAAAGGAGAACCUCGUCUCUGCGUGAGAGGAAAUAGAAUAACAGCCAUGAUAGAAGACAAAGGACCAAGAGUGACAGACUACUUCGUUGUGGCCGGUCUCACUGACACAUCUACUCUUCUGGAUCAAGAAAUAAAUCGUUUGGAUACCACGUCAGCUGGACCUAAAGCUCCGAUCACAGACAUUGCCGUUAUUAUCAAAUCCGCUGGGGAGGAGGUACCUGAAGGUUACACAUGUGUUGAGGCCACUCCAUCAGCUCUCCAGGCCAACUUGAACUAUGGAAGUCUCAAAAGCCCAGAACUUUUCCUGUGUUACAAGAGAGGAAGAGAUAAACCACCUCUAAUAGAUAUUGGUGUUUUAUAUGAAGGGAAAGAGAGGCUUAUUCCAGGAUGUGAAGUGAUCCUCGCUACACCCUACGGCCGCUGUGCCAACGUCAACAAUAGUUCCACCACUUCGCAGAGAAUCUUCAUCACCUACCGGAGGGCUCCUCCGGUCCGACCUCAGAACGCCUUGGCCGUAACUGAUAUCUGUGUCAUUGUGACCAGCAAAGGAGAAAGCCCUCCUCACACCUUCUGCAAAGUGGACAAAAACUUGAAUUGUGGGAUGUGGGGCUCCAGUGUGUUUUUGUGUUACAAGAAGUCUGUGCCUGCUUCCAAUGCAAUAGCAUAUAAAGCUGGCCUGAUUUUCAGGUACCCGGAAGACGACUACGAGUCCUUCCCGCUCUCAGAGUCUGUGCCGCUCUUCUGCCUUCCGAUGGGAGCCACGAUUGAGUGCUGGGACCCUCAGACCAAGUAUCCACUUCCAGUUUUUUCAACUUUUGUCCUGACAGGUUCUUCGGCUGAAAAGGUAUAUGGAGCUGCCAUCCAGUUUUACGAGCCUUACUCUCGGGAACUUCUGACCGAGAAGCAGCUAAUGCAGCUGGGCCUCUUGACACCUGUGGAGAGAAAAGUGAUCUCAAAGUCCAUCAAUUCAAACAAAUGCAUCUGUUUGCUCUCACACUGGCCUUUCUUUGAAGCUUUUAGAAAAUUUCUCAUGUUUAUCUACAAACUUUCUGUGUCUGGACCACACCCUCUUCCCAUUGAGAAGCACAUUUCGUAUUUUAUGCAAAACAUCCCGUUUCCUUCACCGCAGAGACCAAGGAUUCUUGUCCAGCUGUCAGUCCAUGAUGCACUAAUAUUAUCGCAGCCAGUUUCUACGCCUUUACCGCUAAGUGGAGCCAACUUUAGCACCUUACUGAUGAAUCUGGGUCCUGAGAAUUGUGCAACUUUGCUGCUUUUAGUUUUACUUGAGAAUAAAAUUCUGCUGCAUUCUCUUAGGCCAGCUGUGUUGACUGGGGUAGCUGAAGCUGUUGUGGCUAUGGUCUUCCCGCUGCAGUGGGGGUGCCCCUACAUCCCGCUGUGCCCGCUGUCUCUGGCCGCGGUGCUCAGCGCGCCGCUGCCCUUCAUAGUCGGUGUCGACUCGCGGUACUUUGAUCUUCACGACCCGCCGCAGGACGUCGUUUGCGUUGACUUGGAUACGAACGUGUUAUAUGUAUCAGAGGAAAAGAAACCUAUGAACUGGAAGCAGCUUCCCAAGAAGCCAUGCAAAAAUCUCCUUAGCACCUUAAGGAAAUUAUAUCCCCAGCUAUCUUCAGUUCACCAAAAAACUCAAGAAGGCUCUGCAGUGGAGAUGACUCCUAUCGAAGCAGAUUUCUCCUGGCAAAAGAAGAUGACGCAGCUUGAGAUGGAAAUCCAGGAGGCGUUUCUGCGGUUCAUGGCGUCUGUUCUAAAAGGGUAUAGAGCUUACCUCAGGCCGAUCACAGAGGCCCCUUCAAAGAAAGCCACGGCUGUAGAUUCUUUGUUUGAUCGACAAGGAUUUUUAAAAAGUAGAGAUCGUGCUUAUACAAAAUUCUAUACACAUUUAUCCAAAACACAGAUUUUUAUUCGUUUUAUUGAAGAAUGCAGUUUUGUGAGUGAUAAAGAUACUGGAUUGGCAUUUUUUGAUGACUGCAUAGAGAAGUUGUUUCCUGAUAAAGGCACAGAGAAAACAGAUAAGGUUGAGCUGGAAUCGCCAGAAGACGCCAGGCUGAUAGAGCUGGACGAGUCGCAGAAGAGCGAGCACACUGUGUACAUAAUGCCCCCCGAGCCGCCCCCUGCCGACGGGCAGGGCCCGGCCCCCGCCUACAGUUACAAAUACUUUCCAAGACUGGAUCUUAAACUUUUUGACAGACCACAGGAGGUGAAACUUUGUUUUAGCAGACACUCUACUGGGAAUAGCAUUGCAAACAGUCCAGCUCUCAUGGCCAAAAGAACUAAACAGGAGAUAAAAACAGCUCAUAAAUUGGCAAAGCGGUGUUACACGAAUCCACCACAAUGGGCGAAGUGUCUGUUCAGCCACUGUUACAGUUUAUGGUUUAUUUGCCUCCCGGCCUAUGUGAGAGUUUCUCACCCGAAGGUCAGAGCACUUCAGCAGGCGUAUGAUAUACUGAUUAAGAUGAGGAAAGCAGAUGUGGAUCCGCUGGACGAGGUUUGCUAUCGAGUAGUAAUGCAACUUUGUGGACUUUGGGGUCAUCCUGUUUUAGCAGUGAGAGUCUUAUUUGAAAUGAAAACAGCUAACAUAAAGCCAAAUGCUAUUACUUACGGUUACUAUAAUAAGGUAGUUUUGGAAAGCCCGUGGCCUACGAGCACUCGUAGUGGUAUUUUCUUGUGGACGAAGGUACGGAAUGUGGUACGUGGCUUGGCUCAAUUUAGGCAGCCACUUAAAAAGACCAUUCAAAAGUCACAGGUCUCCUCAAUAUCAGCCCCUCAGCAGGCUGCAGGUGGAAGUGAUGGGGACACGGUGAGCCACGGCAGCAUGGAUAGUUGUAACGAGGCCAGCAGUGGGGAGCACGCGGUCUUCGUCAGAGACUUGAUCAGGCUUGAUUCCAUUGGUAAUCACUCUAGCACAGGUGGCCAGUCUGACCAAGGAUAUGGGUCUAAGGAUGAGCUUAUAAAGGAUGGAAUUCAUGUACCCAAAGAAGAAGUAGCACAAGAAUUGAUAACUAAAACAAAAGUGGGAAAAGAAGAGGUGCGUGAGGUCUGUGCUCCUAAAACGAAGCGUUCACAGCCUCGUCCGGAGCCCCAGAGCCCUUCUGAGCCCCCUUCCUGGGGCAGCAGCAUCGUGAAAGUCCCGUCCAGCACGUUUGAUGGCAGCAGCAGGAAAAGCAGCACAGGGAGUACGCCAGACAUGCUGUUUCCUACUCAAAACCCACUUGGAGAUACAGCCUCUGCUGACGCCGCUAGUCUUAAGCAGAGUGGUGACAGAGGAGAGAAAAGGCAGAAGCGACUCUCGGAGAGAAGCUGCAGCUUUAGUUCCGAGAGCCGAGCGGGGAUGUUGCUGAAGAGGAGCGGCUUGGAUCUGAACUCGGGAGAGGCGGCGGUCAUGAUGGGCGCAGACGCCAGGAUCCUCGCGGCUGCCCUGACCUGCCCCAGGGCCCCCCCGCUUCACACGGCGAGAACCCGCAGCUUUGAGGGUGCGAGCUGCCCGCGGACGGACCCCGGGACCCGCGGGGAUUCUGAGCCCGGGGCACCUCCUGUGCUGGAGAUGCUGGAGGAAGGCCAAGAGCUCCCUGAGCCUGUGGCUGGUGACAGUGUGGCGCAGACUGCUCUGACGGCGGCGGCGCGGGACGGUCUACAGAGUGACAGCGACAGCAGUCAGUCCAGAGACUCGAAAACAGGAGCUGCAGAGCUCGUGCCGAAGAGGAACAGCUUGUAUGGCGCUGCUAAGGCUGCUGAGAGGGAAGAUGUUGAAACUGGACUGGAUCCUUUGUCUCUCUUAGCCACAGAGUGUGUGAAAGAGACGACUCCUGAUUCUGAGGAUAAGGUGUUCUCUCCAGUUGUUACUCGGAACUUGGCUGAUGAAAUUGAGAGCUACAUGAACCUGAAAAGUCCACUGGGCAGUAAAUCUUCUAGUAUGGAGCUGCACGGAGAGGGAAACAGCGACCCUGGCAGUAGCACGGCAUGCAUUCACCCUUUAGAGAGGAGAUCAAGCCUACCCUUGGAUCGUGGUCCAGCAGCGCGAGGAAGUCCUGAGAGUGGAAGCGGCUCUGCGGUGUCCAGGUCGAAGACGUGCACCGCACGAGUCAAGCACCAGACUCCGCGUCGAACCCACAGAGAUCGUUCAGCUCCCUUGUCAGCACUGAUGCGUUCCUCCCACGGCUCCCUGGGCUCUGUGGUCAAUUCCUUGUCAGGGCUGAAGCUGGAUAACAUCCUCUCAGGGCCCAAGAUCGACGUCCUAAAGUCCAGUAUGAAGCAGGCAGCCACAGUCGCUAGUAAAGUGUGGGUGGCUGUCGCAUCUGCCUACAACUACUCAGACGACGAGGAAGAAGAGUGUAAAGAUUACAGCUUCCCUGCUGGCCUAGAAGACCAUAUUCUGGGCGAGAAUGUGUCUCCUAACGCAAGUAUCUCAGGGUUGGUCUCCAGUGAGCUUUCCCAGAGCAGCACAAGCCUUGGCAGUAGCAGCAGCAGUGGAGACGCUGGAAAAGUGCAGUGUCCGACAGAUGAAGUUCCGUUGCCAGGCGGCACAAAGGGACAGGACUCGGAGAAAUCAGACCGUGGCUCGUCUCAGAACACCAGCAUGUCCAGCAUCUGUCAGAACUGUGCAAUGGAGGUUUUGAUGUCAAGUUGUUCACUAUGUAGAGCUUGUGGAGCCCUAGUUUAUGAUGAAGAAAUUAUGGCUGGAUGGACAGCAGAUGAUUCAAAUUUGAACACAACUUGUCCGUUUUGUAAAAGCAACUUCUUGCCUCUUCUCAAUGUAGAAUUUAAAGAUUUGAGAGGCUCUGCAAGCUUUUUCUUGAAACCAAGUUCCUCUGGUGACAGUUUGCAAAGUGCCAGCAUCCCCCUGGCAGAUGAGCCCUCGGAGCACACACCUGUGUGUGAGUCCGCAGACUCUGCCUCGAUCGACCUCAUGGAAUUCCCAAAGCACAGUGAGACCAUAACUGAAGAGACCGGCUGUGCGGCUGGAUCAAGUGAUCCAAUAAAGAAAGCCAGCGGAGAUGUCCAGACUGUGAAAACGUCAUCAGUGCCCAGCGGUGCAUCAAAGCGAAGUGUGUCUUUGACUCGAAGUCACAGUGUGGGAGGGCCUUUGCAAAAUACUGACUUCUCCCAGCGACCGUUUCAUGGCAUUUCUACAGUUAGUCUUCCCAACAGUCUGCAGGAAGUUACGGACCCGGUAGGAAAGAGGCCCAGCCCUGCUCCUGUCUCUGUGCCGUAUCUGAGUCCGCUCGUGCUUCGGAAGGAGCUGGAGUCGCUGUUGGAAAACGAAGGCGACCAGGUGGUUCAUUCGCCCUCCUUCAUCAACCAGCACCCCAUCAUCUUCUGGAACCUGGUGUGGUACUUCCGGCGCUUGGACCUCCCCAGCAACCUGCCGGGGCUCAUCCUCGCCUCUGAGCACUGCAACGGGGGUGUGCAGCUUCCUCUGUCAUCUCUGUCGCAGGAUAGCAAACUUGUGUAUGUCCAGCUGUUGUGGGAUAACAUCAACCUUCAUCAGGAGCCGGGAGAGCCGCUGUAUGUCUCCUGGAGGAGUUUCAGUUCUGAGAAGAAAGGGUGUCUUCUGUCUGAGGAGCAGCAGGCAACCAGCGCCUUAGUGGAAGCCGUCAGGCAGAGCAUUCAGCACAAUGAUGUCCUUAAGCCCAUCACUCUGCUUUCCCAGCAGAUGAGGCCCGACGUGCAGAGACAGAGGAGUUUAUACAGAGAAAUCCUCUUCUUAUCACUCGUGUCUCUUGGAAGAGAAAAUAUUGACAUUGAGGCUUUUGACAAUGAAUAUGGACUUGCGUACAAUAGUCUGUCUUCACAGAUUCUUGAGAAGUUACAGAAAAUUGAUGCCCCCCCGAGUACCAGUGUGGAGUGGUGCCGGAAGUGUUUCGGAGCCCCUCUCAUCUGAGUUCUGUGGGCAGCGCCGGGGCAGCUGGUCUGGAGACACUCAGGGUUUUCAGUCCUAAGAAAGGUGGAGACAGCGGAAGCUGCGCUCGUGGACGGCGCAGUGAGGGGACCCAUGCCGAGCCGGCUCGGUAGAAAGUACCCGGAGGUGCCCCACGGCUUGCUGGCGUUGAGGAGUCUCAGCUCCUGAGCUGUUGCUCUGCCUCUGUGGAGACCGGCUUUUGGGUCUCUCAGUAUUGGUGGUGGGCCGGUAGGAAUGAUGAGACCGUGUUGAUGUCAGCAUUGUUUGUUUUUGCGCACACCCAGACAGACGGGGCGUGAGACUGUGGAGCUGUGGGGGCGUCGUAGGUCCGCGUUUUCAGUGUGUAUUUAUUAACGUUCUUAGACUGCGUGGUGCCGUAGUUCUGUGUUAGGACUCUCACUACUUACCAGUGACUACUGCUAAACCAUCGGUAGUCAUUAAUCUCACAGUUACCCGAAUGUCAUGACAACUGCCUUCCCUCUGACUUUAAAUUUAAUAUAUGUCUCACCUUUUAUAUUAUAUAUUAUUUUGCAUUAUGAGUUAAUCUUGAAUAUCUAGGUACUUCCAUCCUUUUCAAAUACCGUGUUAAUUUGCAGUGAGUUUAAAAUUGGAAUGAGUCAAAUAGUUAAAAUGAAAUAAACUUCAUAAUUUACACUUA
Molecule: messenger RNA, 6627 nt
Organism: Chinchilla lanigera (long-tailed chinchilla)
Lineage: Eukaryota; Metazoa; Chordata; Mammalia; Rodentia; Chinchillidae
Gene: Dennd4c
Product: DENN/MADD domain containing 4C
Exons: 33
Coding region: 24-5951 (1975 amino acids)
Biological process (GO): regulation of Rab protein signal transduction
Cellular component (GO): cytoplasmic vesicle
Molecular function (GO): protein binding
Source: RefSeq, a predicted model, not a curated record